AUGAGAUUCAGUGUCGAUGCCGUUGUUUAUUUUCGAAUCUCUAAUCCAAUAAUAAGUGUAACUAAUUUUGCAAAUCCACGUGUUUCAACACAAUUACUUGCAGCUACAACACUUCGUAAUAUAUUUCUGGAAGGAAGUAAUCCUAUUACUAAUCAUCCUGCAAUGCUUCAUGUCAUUGAAAAUCCUUAUUUGUAUGAUAUUUUUACUUCUAUUUUCCAUGGUAUUCAUCCUGUUACAUUUGACUAUAAGUGGCUGAGAACUAUGUACCAUGGCGGUAAUACCGGUUGUCAUAUGGAUCGAGUGUAUAUGAAUCGAGGUUCAUCAGAAUUACUCACAUGUUGGAUUCCAUUGGAUAAUAUUGCGCUAGAUAUGAGUGUAUUAGCUAUAUUGGAAGGGAGUCAUCGAAUGGAUAGAUCUGAAAAUGAUAUAUAUACGAAGCUACAGCAUACAUACGCCGAUAUGGAUGUGGAGAGGGAUAAAUUACAAGGAACAGGAUGGUUCACCGAAGAUCCAAUGGAAUUUUAUCAUUUGAAUGAAGCAUGUCAAUCAUGUGAUUCACAUCCCGUUUGGAAGACAACAGGUGAUUUUUAA
Rotaria sp. Silwood2 is the source of this 591-nucleotide messenger RNA. The record is from the annotation of a GenBank genome assembly. NCBI's taxonomy places the organism in Eukaryota, Metazoa, Rotifera, Eurotatoria, Philodinida, Philodinidae.